AUGUCGCCAAAUGAACCAGGGGGUGAGGAGGAUACUGCAAUUGCAGACUCCCAAAACCAUGAAGGACACGUUCCCAGCGCUGCUGCUCCGGUACCGCCCCGGAAAAACAGCACGCCUUCCAAGUCUGAGGUCGCCGAUGUCGAGUAUGACGAGAAAGAAACACCUGCAGAGGAUGCACAGGCCGAAGUACCAGAGGCACCCAAAGGUACCAACGAAGCAACGGGACUUGAGAUACAAACGAUCAUGGACCAGUUCCAAGAAGGCACUGGACCUUCCUCCAACGAGAUUAUGUCGCCUCGGCUGGACCGGCAAAAACCUGUGCUAGUGCUCCCGCCGAGAUCAUCAAGUCUGGAACCCAAGGAUUCAUAUACGCUCGGUCAACAAUCCUCUGGCCCAAGCAURACUUCACCUCUAAGUCCGCAAGAGACCGGCAACUCUAGAUCUUCAGUGGCCGACCACAAAGUCACAAGUGAUGACACAGAGUCCAUCAUCAGCGUGAAAGCGGGUUCCAUCUUUCAGCCUCCGCCGCCCUCGCCCGAUCCGGAGCCUGCCCUGCCAUUUGACUUCCACCGCUUCUUGGAACAGCUGCGGCAUCGAACGGCUGACCCAGUCGCGCGCUUCCUGCGAUCCUUCCUCACCGAGUUUGGCAAAAAGCAGUGGAUGGUCCACGAGCAGGUGAAGAUCAUUUCCGACUUUCUAGAGUUCAUAUCCAAGAAGAUGCAGCAUUGCGAGGUCUGGCGGACCGUCUCGGACGCCGAAUUCGACAAUGCCAGGGAAGGCAUGGAAAAGCUUGUAAUGAAUCGGCUUUACUCACAGACAUUCYCACCGGCCAUUUCACCUGCAGGGGGAAGCCCACGAAAGGGUGGCAGAGGUGGCAGAUCCCAGGCUGAUGUCGCCAGUCCGCAUGGGCCUGGGCGGAGAGGUCAGCAUCAAGAGGAUGUCGAACGAGACGAUGUGAUUGCCCAAAAGAUCAAGAUCUAUGGCUGGAUAUCCGAGGAACACCUUGACAUCAAGCCAGUCGGCGAGAAGGGCAAGAAAUUCUUGUCUCUGGCGCAGCAGGAGCUCCUCAAAAUCAAUACCUACCGUGCCCCACGAGACAAAGUUAUCUGCGUGCUCAAUACCYGUAAAGUCCUUUUCGGAUUUCUUCGCAAUGCCAAAACGGACCAAUCCGCGGACUCAUUUGUACCACUGUUGAUAUACACGGUACUGCGAGCGAGGCCAGAACAUCUGGUGAGCAAUGUUCAGUACAUCUGGCGUUUUCGCAACCAGGAURAACUAGGCGGAGAAGCAGGAUACUACAUGUCAUCUCUCAUGGGGGUUGUGGCGUUCAUCGAGAAUCUCGACCGAACGAAUCUCACUAUUACCGACGAAGAAUUUGAGCGCAACGUUGAGCAAGCUGUUAGUGCGAUCGCUGAGAAGAACCGUGUAGAGGAGUACGAGGAGAAGACGCACAGCGGUGCACCGAUGCAACACUUGAGUGAAAAGAGUGCGCUAAGUAGAGCUGAAGUCACCCCAAGAAACUCGACCGAUGCUGAACACUCUAGCCUAAGGCGCAAUGUUAGCCAGAGGCUCAGUGAAAAGGCUCCACAAGGCAGCGCGAACAACGAAGACGAUACAGAUGCGGUCACGGGCCUUCUGCGCAGCAUUCAAAGACCACUUAGCAGUAUUGGGCGAAUCUUUUCUGAUGAUGGAGAGAAGCAAGCAAGCUCAACGCAACGAAGAGGCCCAAGUCCGUCGUCGAGAAUGGACCGCUCGAGCGCCCCAAGAGUAUAUGCCGAGAGGCAGCGAAGCCAGCAACGACAGUCUACGGUUCAGGACACUGAAGCGAGACAGGCGAGUGCGGAGAAUGCCCAGGCACAGAGAGUGAGGAUCCAAGAGCACAGAGUCGUUGUCGAAACCCUUCAGAGCAUGUUUCCCAACCUCGACAAGGACGUCAUUGAAGAUGUUGUAAGGGCACAGGAGGGUAAUGUUGGAAGAGCAGUUGAUGCUUGCUUAGCAUUGGCAGAGGAUUAG
This is a messenger RNA of Ramularia collo-cygni, 2013 nucleotides long. RefSeq names its product related to vacuolar assembly/sorting protein VPS9. Gene Ontology annotation, cellular component: cytosol; endocytic vesicle. Gene Ontology annotation, molecular function: small GTPase binding; guanyl-nucleotide exchange factor activity; ubiquitin binding. Lineage: Eukaryota; Fungi; Ascomycota; Dothideomycetes; Mycosphaerellales; Mycosphaerellaceae. The record is from RefSeq and is a predicted model, not a curated record. The transcript is spliced from 2 exons. Bases 1 to 2013 code for a protein of 670 amino acids. Gene Ontology annotation, biological process: vesicle-mediated transport.